Clupea harengus (Atlantic herring) is the source of this 7535-nucleotide messenger RNA. RefSeq names its product LIM domain containing preferred translocation partner in lipoma (gene lpp). Gene Ontology annotation, cellular component: stress fiber; focal adhesion. Gene Ontology annotation, biological process: cell-cell adhesion. The record is from RefSeq and is a predicted model, not a curated record. Lineage: Eukaryota; Metazoa; Chordata; Actinopteri; Clupeiformes; Clupeidae.
CAUUUCUAUGUGGAUAAUGUAUUUAACUGUGCCUGCUACUUAUCCCAAAAUAUGCAUCCUCCUGUAUAUGCAGCGUAGUGUGUCUGGCCAUGUUAAAUAUUUGCGGGACAUUAGUAAGGAAAUGUCUGUUUGACUGGUGUGUUGAUCACACUGUGUUGCCUAACUUUUGUGACAAGUCUCACACCGUCUGGUUGGCCCUGAUUACUGAGCCAAACGUCUGAGUAGAGACUUGAGUCUUAAGACAGACUUCCUCUUGAAUAGCUUUCUGCAAUUAUCAUUGUUAUUCCCUGCGAACGGCAUGAACCACAUAUUUGGCUCCUCAGUGACAUUGGCAGGCAAAAAGUGGCAUUCCAGGCAGAUAGCAAGCUGAAUCGAUUUUGCCCCCAAUCUUUUCUCCAUUUUUUCUCCAUAUUUGGAAAUGUUUACCUCCUCAUGGUUGCCGAGAGGGUGGAAGAGGGGAUAUGAGUCAUUUUUAGCGGCAGCAUAAGCCAUGCUGAAGGCUACACACAGACUCCUUGCUCCGUGCUCUCCUGUGGACUUCCAGCUCCUCUCCGCUCUGUAGAGACCUGGGAUGCUGUGUCUGAUCCUUUUGUGACUUUCUGCUGCCCCUGUUUCUAGAAGAAUACACUGAAUCAUGUGGAGUUCCCAGGGAAGUGGAGGAGAGCAGCUGGGUCAGGUGACUGCCCGCAUGGAGACCAGCCCACCCAUGGGUACCACCAGCAUCUCCGUCUCCCAGCAACAGCCACCCAAGAAGUUUGCCCCCGUCGUGGCCCCCAAGCCCAAGUUUAACCCCUACAAACCGCCAGGAGAGGGGGGACACAAUGAAGGUGAUUACCCCCCUCCACCUCCACCUGUGGCUGAUGCCAGCGGAUUCCCAUCACCCUCCUCCUUCCCUCCCCCACCCCUCAUGGACGACUCCCUGCUGGGAUUUCAGGUGAAGGGCCCGGAGAAGACCCUGGAAGAGAGACGCUCCAGUCUAGACGCCGAGAUCGACUCCCUGACCAGCAUACUGGCAGACCUGGAGAGCAGCUCACCCUACAAGCCCCGCAACCAGCAGAACUCCAGCCCUGCUGUCACCAGCCCCAUUUCCACUGCUCCGGUGACCGGCUACAAGCGCAUGGUCAUCCCUACGCAGCCGCCUCUGACCGCCACCAAGAAGUCCACCCCUAAACCCCAGGGCUCGCCGGCGCCCUCCACUGGCCCCCCAGCCUCCGCCAGCCCCGUGGCCAAGCACCUGUUCCAGAGCCCUGCGGCCGCCCCGCAGCCUGUCCCGGCCUCGUACACCACGGCCUCCAUCCCCAGCCAGCCCACCUUCAACGUGCAGGUGAGGGCGGCACAGCCAGGGCCGCAGCACCCCCCGCCCCAGCAGCAGUACGGGCAGCUGCCGCCGCAGCAGCAGCAGGCAAGAGGGCCCGUCCCGGUGCAGUACAUGCCGGCUCAGCCCCGGGGGCCCGACUUUGCCUACGGGCCUCCACAACCUGGCUUCACACCGGUGCCGCUGCAGCCUGGCUAUGCUGACUACGGCUACGGAGGGGGGCAGAACACCUGGAGGGCCGAGCCCGGCCACCUGGGCGCUCCGCAGGGACAGGCCAGCUACCAGCCCCCGACCCCGAAGAAGACCUACAUCUCGGAGGCUCCGCCAAGCCUGGUGCCCUACAACACAGGGCCCCCUGUGCCCCAGAAGGCCCCUGCUGCCAUGCGGCCUACUGCCCGGCCAGAGGAGGAGCUGGAGCGCCUGACCAAGAAGAUGCUGUACGACAUGGACAACCCCCCUACUGAGGAGUACUUCGGUCGCUGUGCCAGCUGCGGAGAGAACGUGGUGGGCGAGGGCACUGGCUGCACCGCCAUGGACCAGGUGUUCCACGUGGACUGCUUCGUCUGCAUGACCUGCACUGCCAAGCUGCGCGGCAAGCCCUUCUACGCCGUGGACAAGAAGGCCUACUGCGAGCCCUGCUACAUACAGAACACCCUGGAGACCUGUAACAUCUGCAGUAAGCCCAUCAUGGAGCGUAUCCUGCGGGCCACAGGCAAGGCCUACCACCCCCAGUGCUUCACCUGUGUGGUGUGCCAACGCAGCCUGGACGGCAUCCCCUUCACCGUGGACGCCUCCAACCACAUCCACUGCAUCGAGGACUUCCACAAGAAGUUCGCCCCGCGCUGCUCCGUGUGUGUGGAGCCCAUCAUGCCUGCGCCUGGACAGGAGGAGACGGUGCGCAUCGUGGCCCUGGACCGGGACUUCCACGUGCAGUGCUACCGCUGUGAGGAUUGUGGUACUCUACUCUCGGAGGGAGACAACCAGGGCUGCUACCCACUGGAUGGCCAUGUUCUCUGCAAAAACUGCAACACCAGCCGCAUCCAGGCCCUCACCGCCAAAGCCACCACUGACCUCUGAAUGAUACACACACACACACAUGACCCCAAACACACACACACAACACACACACACACACACACACACACACGACCCCAAACACUCACCACACACUCACACACACCACAGAAAUACCUGCAUGCACACAUCACAUGCUCAGUUAAAUCCCUGAAAACCUACCUGCUUCAACCAAGCUCAAUAGAUGUAUGCAAGCACACUCAAUGAAAUUAAGUUUAUAAUCUUAAAUAUCCUCAUUAGUUUCACCAGUGCACCCACCCACAUGUAUUAUACAAACAAACACACACACACACACACACACACACACACACACACACACGCAUGCACACACACACACACACACACUUUCUUAUAUAAUGUUGCACAGCUUAGUGCCAGCAGUGGCGUAUUUUGUUUACCACUGCUUUUCCUAUGCAAUCAAACUAUGGCUGAACACCGAUGCCUUCUACCCACCACAUUCCCAUGGCAGUGGUCACCACAGAGUAGGGCCACAACACCCCCAGAGCUUUGGAGGAGUUGGAAUGGACACAAGCUGCAUUAUUUUGCAGAAUAGUAGACUAGUUUUUCACCUUUGAAUUCUGGAAUGGGAACUCUUUAGCACAGUGGGUUCCAAGGGCAACUACCUUUGCCCACAUUUGUAACUCUAAAGGGACCACAUAUUUCCACUGAGUGCUUUAAAUGAUGUGAAAGGACCCGAGUGUCCACGUCUGCAUCGUUAUUGUAAUGGCUUCAACAGUUCAAUAAAUGUGUUAUGCAUUCUGUAUACCAAUUUGUCACAGGGCCAAAACAAAUCCUAACGCAUACAAAUCUUCCAUACACCAGGACCAUGGCGAGGCCCCUGAAGUGCUGCCCACCGUGUCUGUUCCUCUGCUGGCCUGGAAUCACCGUUUAUAAGACAAAAGUGUAAAAAAAAAAAAAAACCUAUGAUCAAAACAUCAUUCUAGCCAUGUUGUCAAACAACAACUAUGAUCUGGAUAUAGAAGUGAUAUGGAGAACAAUACGGCCUUGUUACUCUGGACAAUAUGGCUAAAAUGACAAAAGCUGCUGUUAGUGUAGUGGAGGUCAGAUUCAAUUCCUUUGAAGGGCCAUCCCCUGCACAUGUAACACAUAGAGAGAGAGAUGAGGUGUGAGACAUGUGUAUGAGUGACCAAACCAGUGCCUCCAUAUGUAAACAACCUACUGAACCAUUCCUAAAACCUGCCCUUUACAAAAUGACCUGUAGGUGGAAAUGCUGUAUGUUUGAGUUUGAGCGCGCGCACAUACACACACACACACACACACACACACACACACACACACACACACACACACACACACACACACUAUCAACAUUUCUUGAGAUGUUUCAGUAUUUGAAGCAUUAGCCAAAGAGCUGUUUACUUGUAUUGACCACCUUGAGUAGUAUAUGCUAUCCAUGUAGUGCCACGUUGUUUGCAAAGGGACUGUGAAUCUCCGAGCUUCCGCAGCCUUCAGCCUCCUGAACCAAAGCAAACCUGCUCUGCUCCAUUGAAAUUCAACACCGGAUAUAUGGUGGACUUAUAACUAAUUACUUUUUCCUUUCACUGAGCAGGCUCACCAUGUGUGUGUAUAUAUAAUAAAAAGGCAGCGUGCCUUUAUUUACAAUAACUUGUAGUUGGGUGAGCGCCUCCUCGAGAUUCUACUGGUGACGUGAAAGAGCCUCAUGGUAAAGCCGUUGAUUGUGAAGGUCAUCAAAUUGUCUUCAGGGUAGCAUGCAGAGAGCACACAGAGCUGUAGUCCUUGAUUAUAGUCUUUGGUCUUUAUGCUUGGCAUAACAAACAGAGGACCUUUGUACAGGCCGUUGUUACCUCAGUCGCAUUGCUCUGUCUGCUUCUCUCUGUCUCUUUCUCUCGUGUCUGUUUCAGCGCGGUAGAGAGAAACGAGUGUCUUCCCAAGAUUUUCCAUUCAUAUGGCUCAUUUGUCUUCCAAUGUGGUCUACAGUUGAGACCAUUCAAAACAAUCCCAUGAUAUUUUAGAUAAUAAUCUUAUUUACUCUUUCAUGAGCAAGGAAGAUAGUAAUAUCAGUGAAAGUGUUUUUUUUUUUUUUUAGGAUUAGAUUAUAGAGCGACUCUGAACUUUUGACAAUAUGCAUUUUUAUAUUUGAUUGCAUUGACACUUUAUUAAGAAAGAUAUGCAAAUAUUUUAACUUUAAACGAAAUAUUUAAAUUGUCGGGGAUACAGUAAAAGUUCACUUCUCGUCCUCAGUCUUUUCUCAUUGGCGUGAGCUGUAUCUGUAUAUGUGUCAUUCAGUCAUUAAUAUUGUGUCGUAAAUAUUGUCAUAAGACCUCUGAAAUCUCCUGUUUUCAUUUGAGCAAAGGUACUUUUGUGCGUCGCAGAAUCCCCCUGCCUCGUUUCAUUUUCUUUAAUUUCAUUACAAAGGUUACUUUUAUUGACAUCUACUACCUAACGAGGGCCUACACCGUGUCCCGUCCAAAUUGUACUGAUGAAAUGAUGGAUAAUUUGCCCUAAAAAUGCUCUGAAUAAGGGAAAUGGCUUUGAUGCUUAAGUUACUUGUUUCCUUGUUUGCGUGUGAUUUUUUUUGCUUGUUUGUGAUCUGUUAUUGUCUACCAGACAGUGUGCCACAAGAUCAAAAGUAGAGAGCGUGUGGGAAAGGGCCUGUUCAGUAGGGACCACAGUUUAUCAGUCUGCAUUAGGAGGGCCAGGCAAGUGCUUAAUGGAGUCUGAUACAGAUGCUCCUCUUGGUGCCCAGAUGGAAGUUGAGUCUGGAACGGAGAAGGGUCGGGUUAGGGCUGGACAUGCGCUGGACCAGGGCCAGAUACGUGCCAAGAUCACGUCUAUCGCUUUCUAACCAACCUCAGAUCAACGUCCGUAUGACCAAUGCGUUCACAUGGGAACGGAAUCGAAGGUUUAGGACUGUUGCUCACUAGAAGGUUAAGGUGUGUGUCUUGUUUCAAAUGUUGAAACCUAUAAAUACUCUUUAUCUCCCUCAGAUCUGUGUACAAAAAUGCGUAGUAUUACAUUCUUUUCUUUUUUUAUGAGUAAUGACAUCACAUCAAAAAUGUAAUAGAAUAGGAAACCUUUAUUGUCUUUUCAAGUAGCCAUUUUAAUGCCAUUCCUUCCUCAGGCUUCUCUGUCAAGCUUGUUUGGGCCGGCAGGUUGCGACGUUCAGUGCAAUCCUACCAGAUUUAUGACAUCUUUCAUUUAUGCGGGAUCAUUAAGCUGCAGUUGUGGUAAAUUGCUUUGACUCGCCCUUACCGGUAUUCUACAAAAUGAAAAAUACACAUAAAUAUAAGCUAAUACAGUGGUGCUAUAUAGUUUGUGAAGUUUUGAACUUGACAUUUACUAAACAGAAAUGUAGUGGGUGGCAAAACAUGAAGCAGGGGGGUCAUGCUUCUGUGUGAGAAAAAUGCGACGGAAUUCCUCCCAACUGUUGUGGAUUGAUUGGAUGAAGAUCUGCUCUCAAUAGUGAUUUUCAUAAAUGGCUAGGAUCAGGAUGUCAAAAAGUUUGUUACUGAUUGACAUAGUUUGUUAGCCAGUUAAUGUUUGUUGACUACCUGUAAGUCAUGGUAACAUUGAUCCUGCAUAUUUGUUAUCCCUGGUAAAUUGCGAACUGAAGUUAUACAUGACAUAAUUUAGUAACGUUAGUUAUUUUUUAUGCAGAGGAUGGAAGUUGCAUUAACAACUUUGAUAUACUGUGCUGUAAUAAUACACUAUGUAAGUGGUUUGCUAGCGUGAGAAAAAGAGGGAAAAGUAGAAGUAAGAAGUGAAGAUAAAAUGGUACGGUUUCUAGCAAGUUAUGUUUCCAUGGGAAUGCUUUUGUUGUACGGAAUUAUAUCUGAAGUUGGUUGGAAAAACGAUAGACGCAUGCUGAAUUGAGGCCAAAUCGUGCCCAGGAUCAGCUGCUGUCUGAGUGUCCAUGUACUAUUUGACGCACCUCUUGACCCUCCUGUAUGCUGCAGUACAACUGUGACGAGUUUUAGUGUUAUAUUCCAUAGCGCUGGGUUUAUCUGGUGGCUGAAGUUCAAGUUCAGAUUGAAACGGGAUGGCCUUCAUUGUGGCCUGCUACUUAAGUUAAGCAAGAACUACACACUCAAAACAUUUUAGUAUCCUCAUUUUGUUGUCCUUUAAUCUUUGUACUCUUUUUUGUACAAUGCCCUCUCUUCACUUGCUGAUUCUAGAAUAUAUUUUGUGUGUCUUUCCAAACACUCCAUGUUGUUUUUACUAGUCUGCUGGCUACUAUUCCCUUAUACCAAAGCAGAGAGAGGAAGACAAGAAGCCCUCGAUGCCUCCUUUAAAUGUAGAUGAAGAAUAUGACUUUGGCGGCCCAGGGGGACAUGUUCAGACAAAUACGAGUGCCUUUUAGUCAAUAAUUAAGCAGAGGCACACGUGUCGUCAUAGCCUUAGGUCCAUGUGGAGUCAAACCAGCUGAAUGUUCCCUCGCUCCUCCUGACAGACUUUGUCUUAUGCUGUCCUCAAAGUAUCCGUGCAAGCACUGCAUGUGUAGAUCAAGCCACUUACCACCUCCGAGAAAUGUGAGCUAUCCAUGUAUUUCUUUGUCAAAGAUCCAUGUGCCAACCUUACAAGUCCUCAAGUAACACACUCAGACCUGCUUCAGAAAAGCUUAAAUGUGAUGCGCGUCAUAUUUCAUGGUAGUUCCAUAAGUGUGUAUGCUGCUACGUCAUGCGGACGCUCUCCUCCGCACCGUCUUCUACUGCAUGGCUGUUCGAAUAUAUGACUCUGGCUUGGUGCAGCUAGAUGCUAAGUGAUGCUAAUUAAUCCUGUAGCACACUAGUGUUCAUAAUUUGUCAUUUCAAUCUUAAUCAGUUUCCUCAAAUAACUGCGUGGUAAGGUCUGCAGCUGUGAGCAAACUCCAUAUGCUUUACAAAGCGGGGCUUUAAGGAAAGCAUCACUAUUUUAUUUCAAUGAUCUGUAGACUCCAUGGAGGCUGUUCUCUGGUGUCCCUGAGAUACCCCCAUUGUUGUAUUUGGAGUCAAAAUGGCCGUUACGCCAUCGUUGGCUGACGGCACGGUGAAUGAAAUCUCCUCCGCAAGGUGACUAGCAGAGCAUUCUUCAUGGAGAAAGUGAUUGAUUUUUGUUGUUACUGUUGUUUCUCUCCUGUACUCCUGCCUCUUUUUCUUGUCAUCAAUAAAACAUUAUUAUAAAGGCA